Messenger RNA from Pelagomonas calceolata, 1980 nucleotides. NCBI's taxonomy places the organism in Eukaryota, Pelagophyceae, Pelagomonadales, Pelagomonadaceae. The record is from the annotation of a GenBank genome assembly.
UGGCAUGGAGGCCGCAAAGCCGUGCUGGCAUAAAGGUGGGGCAGGGCCAAUUAUUGCAAGCCUCGGAGGCCUCGUGCGCCCUGGUACGCUCGCCCGGUAGCCAACAAAUAGGCCAGGAGCAGCGCCCAGCGGCGAAACGCAUCUCGCCGCGCAGGGCCGAGCACCAGUGGUGUAACAGCCUCGGGAGCCGCCGAUAACGAUGGCGAGCGAGAAGAAGGACGACCUCGCGACGGUGGAGCUGGGCGACGACGACGAGGCGCCGCCGCGCGCGAACCCCUGCGAAGGUUUGAACACUUUCCUGAGGAACAACGCCGAGGUCCUCGAGCGAGCCAAAGCUCUCACGGCGCGGCUGUCGUCGGCCGCCGGGCGGGCCCGCGGGUUGUUUGCUGCUCCUGCUUUAGGUAGAGAUUAUGCCCAGGUCGACGUCUUGGACGUGACGGUGGAGAACGGCGCUACGACUGGUACCUUCUCGCUGAAAACGAGAGCGCGCUUCGAGGGCUGCGCCGUGGACCUGACCAUUGCGGGUAGCUCGCUAUCGAGGACACCUAGGGACUUUGAAUGGCUACGGGGCUGUCUGCGGGACGAGUACCCGGGAUGCGUCGUGCCGCCCAUCGCGUCGGACGUCUACGCGAACGCGCCGACGGCCGCGGACGCUCUCGAGAGAUUCUUAGCGCAGUGCCUGGCCCAUCCCGAGUUAGGUAAGGCUCCUGAAUUAGCUUGCCUGUGUGCCGCCGACGCUACCGAGUUAAAUGAUGCCCGGUCGGCCUUUGCUGCGGCGAGAGAGCAGUCGCCGCUCCAUGUGAGAUGGGGCGCCGUCGUGCUGGAUGUCGUCGGUAAUGAUACCGCAGUAGGCCAAGAACUCAUCGAGGACGACCCUGCGGCCCUAGCCACGGCGAAACGCCGAGAAGCCGAUGUGAGGGAGCUCUACACGUGGGCGCGGGCCCAAGCUUAUGAAAUAGGUCGCGCCGAAAGGGAAGCGACGCGGGGAGCCGACGCCCUGCGCCAGUUCGAGGAGGCCGCUGGAAGAACCAAAGCGGCUUUAGCUGCCCGCUUCAAGCAGGGCAAGGAGACGAGGGUGGGUGAGGUGACGCCGAAGGCGGAGGAGCCGGCGAGCGGCGUCUCCGGGCCGGCGACGUCGCUCGCCGCGCUGCGCGAGAUGGUCGGGCUGGCGAAGGCUUUAGCCGAGGCCGUGGAAUCCCGCGAUCGGGUUAGAUUGCAGUACGUGUGCGCGAGGAACGCCUUACAGCUCAACAAGGCUUCUAGGACCGCAAGAGAUCGGUUAGGCACGGUGUCCGAGACGACCGCCGAAAGCGCCGAGUCGUUAGCUGCGAAAGCGGCCGAGAUCGACACGUCCGCGCCGCCACCUUCUACAGAACCGCCGCCGGCGCCGACGCUCGCCGAGGCCGCCGCGGAGGUGCGCCUGGCCCAGGGCGCGCCCGAGGACGAGGUCGUCCAGGAGGAGGACUACAAGCAGAAGGCCCUGCAGUUGUAUGGGAGUUUGCGGGAGAAGGUCGUGACCUACGCGUCGACGGGCGCCGAGUACGUCCGCGAAAGAUUGCCGGACCAGGUUCCUGAGCGGCAAAGGGUCAUCGCCAUGGCGCAGAAGGGCGCUACCAUCGUGGCGUCGUUGGGUCUGCGCGUGGCGUCCGUCGCCGCGACGGGCUCGGCGCGGCUGCAGGCCGACGAGGAGUCCGUGGAAAACGCGGAAAAAUUGGUGCGAGACCUCGCGGAGCAGUUCGACGCGGCGGACGCGCGGCUGCGGGCCGACGCGCUCAAGCUCAAGGCGACGUGGGACGACCUCCAGCUCCAGGCCUACGACGCGUUCGUGCGCGGCGAGGCGUCGCGCGCCGACACGGCGCGCGCGGCGGCGGACGGCGCGGCGCUUUCAUUGGUCCACCUGAAGCACGAGGCCUCCCAGGAGUCGACGGACUGAGCGCUCGUAGGUUCCCCUCCCCCCGUAACACCACGAGUUCCCAUGAA